This is a messenger RNA of Manis javanica (Malayan pangolin), 2867 nucleotides long. It is a transcript of the gene PAICS, whose product is annotated as phosphoribosylaminoimidazole carboxylase and phosphoribosylaminoimidazolesuccinocarboxamide synthase. Gene Ontology annotation, molecular function: phosphoribosylaminoimidazolesuccinocarboxamide synthase activity. Gene Ontology annotation, biological process: 'de novo' IMP biosynthetic process. Lineage: Eukaryota; Metazoa; Chordata; Mammalia; Pholidota; Manidae. The record is from RefSeq and is a predicted model, not a curated record. Gene Ontology annotation, cellular component: cytosol.
GAAAACACUGGUAUGACAAUGAGGUCAGAGCACUUAUACACAUAUGGUCUGAUGAAAAAAUCAAGCAAAUGCUUGAAGGAGCCACAAGAAAUAAAGAAAUAUUUGAGGAAAUUGCCAGAAGACUAAUGCAAUUUGGAAUAGACAGAGACUGGAAACAAUGUCGUGCCAAAUACAAAAAUUUAAAAUAUGAAUACAGAGUUUUACAAAAGAAAAAUGGCAACCCUCAAAGAAAAAUGAGAUUUUAUGAAGAAGUUGACUGUAUCCUAAGAAGACCAACUCUCACAACUGCCAAAUUGAAACAUGAAUUAGUUGAAGGUCACACCAAAAUCCCAAGAACUUUGAGCAUCAAGAGAAAAGCACAGAAAGAUGAACCAGUGUCUGUACCUCCUAAGAAAACUGCUCCUGAGAUCAUUGCAAAUUGGUUUCCUCAAAGCAAAGCAGAACUAAAAGGUUUUACAGAAUGUUUCUGCAGACAGGAGACCCUCUACAUGACCCAACUUCAUCAGAGCCCUGCCGCUCCUCAUAGCGCGCCUGCUGCCCCUGGCCUACUCAGGAUAAUGGCGACCGCAGAGGUACUGAAUGUUGGUAAAAAACUCUACGAGGGUAAAACAAAAGAAGUCUAUGAAUGGUUAGAUAGUCCAGGACAAGUCCUCCUGAAGUCCAAGGACCAGAUUACAGCAGGAAAUGCAGCCAGAAAGAAUCACCUGGAAGGAAAAGCUGCAAUCUCAAAUAAAAUUACCAGUUGUAUUUUUCAGUUGUUACAGGAAGCAGGUAUCAAAACUGCUUUCAUCAAAAAAUGUGGUGAGACAGCUUUUAUUGCACCUAAGUGUGAAAUGAUUCCAAUUGAAUGGGUUUGUAGAAGAAUAGCAACUGGUUCUUUUCUCAAAAGAAAUCCUGGUGUCAAGGAAGGAUAUAUGUUUUACCCACCUAAAGUAGAGAUGUUUUUCAAGGAUGAUGCCAAUAAUGACCCACAGUGGUCUGAGGAACAGCUAAUUGCUGCAAAAUUUUGCUUUGCUGGACUUGUUAUAGGCCAAACUGAAGUGGAUAUCAUGAAUCAUGCAACACAGGCUGUUUUUGAAAUCCUGGAGAAAUCCUGGUUGCCUCAGAACUGUACCCUGGUUGAUAUGAAGAUUGAAUUUGGUGUUAAUGUAACCACCAAAGAAAUUGUCCUUGCUGAUGUUAUUGAUAAUGAUUCCUGGAGACUCUGGCCAUCAGGAGAUCGAAGCCAGCAGAAAGAUAAACAGUCAUAUCGUGACCUCAAGGAAGUAACUCCUGAAGGGCUCCAGAUGGUGAAGAGAAAUUUUGAGUGGGUUGCAGAAAGAGUAGAGUUGCUUCUGAAAACAGAAAGUCAGUGCAGGGUUGUAGUAUUGAUGGGCUCAACUUCUGAUAUCAGUCACUGUGAAAAAAUCAAGAAGGCUUGUGGAAAUUUUGGCAUUCCAUGUGAACUUCGGGUAACAUCUGCCCAUAAAGGACCAGAUGAAACUCUGAGAAUUAAAGCAGAAUAUGAAGGGGAUGGCAUUCCUACUGUAUUUGUGGCUGUGGCAGGCAGAAGCAACGGUUUAGGACCUGUAAUGUCUGGUAACACUGCAUAUCCAGUUAUCAGCUGUCCUCCCCUCACUCCAGACUGGGGAGCUCAGGAUGUAUGGUCUUCUCUUCGACUACCCAGUGGUCUUAGCUGUUCGACCAUACUUUCUCCAGAAGGAUCAGCUAAGUUUGCUGCUCAGAUAUUUGGAUUAAACAACCAUUUGGUAUGGGCCAAACUGCGAGCCAGUGUAUUGAACACGUGGAUUUCCCUGAAGCAGGCUGACAAGAAAAUCAGAGGGGGCAGUUUAUAAGAAAGAAUAUCAUAGCAUUUUUUCAGGAGAAAAACUAUUUCUAGUUUAGCUGCAGAAAAAAAUCAAGCAAAAUGAAAAGAUUUUACAUCAGUUGAACAUUAAAUUAGUGAAUAAAUGCUUCUCUAGAUUAGUGGAUUAGUAGAAUAUAUGUACAUAUUUAUUAAUAUUUCUUUGCAAGAAGCAAAAUUACUACAUCUAAAAAUCAUUUUAUUCACUAUAUAGUCAUUGUUAGGUAACAUAAUCAAAUAUGUUUCUUAAAUGAUAAUCUUAUUAUAGAGCUUUAAAUUACUACUUGGCCUAUAUUUCAACACAUAAGUGUUAGAAAGUUAAAAUAAUUGUAUCUUAGAAAGGGCGGUAAGACAUAGUCCUUUUUCACAUAUUCCUAUCAUCUGUACAAAAUCUCAAGUAGGGAUCAAAUUGUACAUUAGGCUGAUAUAGAUGGUCUUCCAUUUUCAACCUUUUUGAAGUUGAUUGUGUCUAAGGACUUAAAACAUAAACUCUUAAUAUCUCUUUUACAAUACGGAUUACUUUGAAAAUAUGAAUGCCAUUGGCCUCCCUAGAAAAUUGCACAGUAAGUUUACCAAGAGUCCAUUGGUUCUUGGGUUCCCUUGAAAUCUGUCCAGGAUCAGUUAAGAAUUGCUGGUGUAACCCAUUAGGGUUACAGAAUUUUCCUCAUAAUUUUUGGACUGUCACAUAUCUAUACCUUUAGUUCUUAGAAUGUCCUCAUUUCUGUCAUUAAAAUUUGUUAGUUACUGGAGCUUCAUCUUCACAGUCUUUGUGAAACCUUCCUAAUCACCUCAAGCUAAGAUGGCUGGCUACAAGUAGUUCUUUCUCUGUUGGAUUGUAAGCCCCAAGAGAGGUGAAAAUACAAUUUUACUCUUUAUUUUCACUCACACUGCCUUAGGCUCUGAUGUGCUAUGCCUAGCUGUCUGCCAGAUAAGGGGAAAUUAUAAAAAUCAUGUACUGCUUAAUUUUCUAUCUUAUGUUAGUUCAAAAGAACAAUAAAAAAGAUUUUAACAUCAUUAAACUUAA